Molecule: messenger RNA, 1679 nt
Organism: Fimicolochytrium jonesii
Lineage: Eukaryota; Fungi; Chytridiomycota; Chytridiomycetes; Spizellomycetales; Powellomycetaceae
Exons: 6
Coding region: 194-1594 (466 amino acids)
Source: RefSeq, a predicted model, not a curated record
CCAAUACCGGCGGAAGUUGAAGGAACCACGUGCCCCCGGUACUGUCUGCGUCUACUGUAAUUACUAAUCCGUAAAUGACGGGCGACCCCACUUUCGCGCGUACAAAGGCAGGCGUUGAAAAAGGGCAAGGCACACUCCCCAGCGCUCUCCCUCACCAGGCCCAGUAGCAUAUCCGCCACUUCCCCAACAGAAAAUGGCCCCCGCAAGACCGCGACCGAGGGAUCUAGAAUCCGGCCGAGCGAGCGAGCGGACUCCGCUGCUUCACGCGUUGGGACCUGCUGCCAUAGAAGUUCCGGUGGUCAACGAUGUGAAUACGGCAGCGGCGGACGCUCAGUUGGUGCAGAGAUCUCCACGUUUGCUGUAUUUGGAUCAUGUUCGGGGGUUGUUGAUGGUUUUGCAGAGUAUUGAUCACUCGCGAUACUUCCUGUCGCGGAUCUCGCUGCCGCAUGAAGAAUGGUGGAACAUGCCUGAUUAUCAAGGGAGCUAUUACCACCUGCUUGUUCGCGGAUUGUCCGCGAUUUGUGCUCCUGGAUUCAUGCUGACGAUGGGCAUGAGCAUCGUUCUCUUCAGCAACAGCAGGAUGCGGCUGAACUGGCCCUGGUCCAAAAUCUUGAACCAUUUCUUCCUUCGCGGGGCCGUCCUGGUGGUGGUGAACUGGGCAAUGCAACCAGCCUUCGCCUCCCUCGUCACAACCGUCCUCUUCGCCCUCGGCAUCAAUAUCUUCCUCGGCGCCCUCAUCCUCGCCCUUGAACACACCUCCACCACGUACCUCACCACCCUCCUCCUCAAACGCUCCCUUCCAUCCGACACCGCCUCCACCCGCGCUACAACGGCUAGCAUCACACUCUACGCCCUUGCCGCAACCCUCAUCACCUGCCUCGCCAGCUGGUACACCCCUGCCAAAUCCCACGCCGAUGAUAGCUUCAACCCUUUCUUCCGAUUGUUUUUCCUACCGUCGAAAGCGGCGGACGGGCUGUAUAGCAUGUACCCACCGGUCCCCUGGCUUGGGAUGGUCCUCUGGGGCAUCGGGCUCCAACGGCUCAUCUCAACCUACAACUUCUCCGCCCGAACAACCGGGCUCGUGCACGCCGUCCUCGGGACGUUGAUGUGGGUAAUCUUCAUCCCCUUGCGGUUGAACGAAGGGUUUGGCAACAUCAACCCUGGGGAGUUGCACCCGUCACCCAGGGAGAGUGUGAUCAGUUUUUUCAACUUGACAAAGUAUCCGCCGAGUGUGGUGUAUACGUGCUGUACGAUGGGGAUUGUGCAUUGGGUGUGUGCGGGGUUUGUGAGCGCCGAAGGGAGGUGGGGGACAGGGUGGUGGGGGGGUGAGGGGAAUGUGUUGGUUGUGUUUGGGAGGUCGGCGUUUUUCUUUUACAUCCUCCACUUCUACGUCUACCGCACUUUCCAAUGGCUCCUUAUCCUCUUCCACUUCAUCACCCCCGGCACAGGCUGGGGCGACCAGGCAGGCAACCUGCCCGACCCAUGGUAUUGGCUCUCGUGGAUGGCAGGUCUGGUCGUGCUGUACUUUGCCUGUGAGCGGUAUGGACGGUUCAAGGCUGGGACGCCUGCGGACUCGCUUUGGAGGUUCUUUUGAGAGACUUUGGUCAUGUAAUUGAACUUCUGUUUUUUGAGGGACGCUUUUCUUUGGCGUACGGAAGACGUUCCACUACGCUAGUUUC